Molecule: messenger RNA, 4181 nt
Organism: Vitis riparia (riverbank grape)
Lineage: Eukaryota; Viridiplantae; Streptophyta; Magnoliopsida; Vitales; Vitaceae
Product: putative 1-phosphatidylinositol-3-phosphate 5-kinase FAB1D
Biological process (GO): phosphatidylinositol phosphate biosynthetic process
Cellular component (GO): endosome membrane
Molecular function (GO): 1-phosphatidylinositol-3-phosphate 5-kinase activity; ATP binding
Source: RefSeq, a predicted model, not a curated record
GUUUGGUUUUGCAGUCAAGUAAUUAAAGGACUGGUCUUUAAAAAGCAUGCUGCUCAUAAGCACAUGCAGACAAGGUACAAGAACCCUCGACUAUUGUUGAUUCAGGGCAUGCUUGGUCAUUCUUCAAGUGGGUUAUCAUCAUUUAAUUCAAUGGAUCAGGAGAAGGGUAAUCUGAAUUCUGUUCGUGAGAUGAUAGAUGUGUGUCGCCCGAAUGUAGUUUUAGUGGAGAAAACUGUUUCUCGUGAUGUGCAAGAGACUUUUCUUGAAAAAGGAGUGACACUAGUCUUUGAUAUGAAGCUCCAUCGCUUGGAACGAGUUGCUCGCUGUACUGGUUCACCAAUAAUGUCCCCUGGAACUUUAAUGAGCCAAAAGCUGAAACAUUGUGAUUCCUUUCAUUUUGAAAAAUUUGUGGAGGAACAUGCUAGUGUGGGUGAAGGUGGAAAAAAGCCAAGUAAGACCUUGAUGUUCAUUGAGGGCUGUCCUACACGGCAAGGUUGUACGAUUUUACUGAAAGGAACUCACAGUGAGGAAUUGAAGAGGGUUAAAUGUGUUAUGCAGUGUGCAGUUGUUAUGGCAUAUCAUUUAGUUUUAGAGACUUCUUUCCUUGUUGAUCAAAAAGCAAUGAUCUCUACUAUUCCUUUUGAUGGGUUAGCAAAUCUAGCGCCAACUAAUACACGAUUCCCUGUUGUUGGCUCUGGUAAUUCAAGCGCCUCUUGUCUUGAGGAGCCUAUUGCCAAAGAUGAUGCAUUAUGCUUGAGUGAUGUUCCUGUUUCAAAUGGAUUCCUUGAAGGAGUGUCCACCCUAAAUUUGGAAUUAGAAGGUGAUUCUUCAUUAUCUUAUGAGCCAUAUAACCCAGUUGUUCUUUCGGGGUUAUCGUCUCUUUCAGCCUCCAUAAAGAAAGUUAUAGGGGACAAUUUCCCUAUUGUAUCCUCAACUCCUUAUCACUCGCUAUCUUCAUACUUUGGCUUAAAUGGAAAGGAACACCACAAUAAGAUCAUGACGUCAGUUCCAGUUUUGAAAUCUCCAGAGGCAUUUGAAAAUUGUGAUAUUGAAGCAAAAAGUGGUUCUGAUGAAGAGAAGUCACAUGAUAGCGAAAGACCACUGUCACCCUUGGCUUGCUCUGAUGUUCCUUUGAAUGACGUAAAAUCUGGUGGCAAAAAUGAAGACCAAAUGCAAAGUAAGGAUGACAUUAGCACAGUUUUGGACUCCCAGAGCAUUUUGGUUCUGAUGUCUAGUCGGAAUGCAUCAAAAGGGAGGAUUUGUGAGCAAAGCCAUUUUUCUCAUAUCAAGUUCUACAGGAACUUCGAUGUUCCCCUUGGGAAAUUUUUGCAAGAUAAUUUACUCAAUCAGAAGCAUCAAUGCCCCACAUGUGGUGAACUGCCAGAAGCUCAUUUUUACUACUAUGCACAUUGCAAUAAGCAGCUUACCAUACAAGUUAAACAACUUCCCACCAAGUCAUGUUUGCCUGGGGAAGCAGAAGGAAAACUUUGGAUGUGGAGUCGCUGCGGUAAAUGUAAACCUGAAAAUGGAAUCACACAAUGUACAAAAAGAGUGUUGAUAUCCACUGCUGCUCGUGGGUUGUCCUUCGGAAAGUUUUUGGAGCUCAGUUUUUCACAGCUGUCUUCACCCAGUAGGGUAUCAAGCUGUGGGCAUUUUUUUCACAGGGACUUCCUCUACUUUUUUGGGUUAGGUCCCAUGGUUGCAGUGCUCAGAUAUUCUCCUGUCUCAACUUAUGCUGUAGCUGUACCUCCUCAUAAGCUGGAAUUCAGUAAUUCAAUUAGACAAGAAUCUCUCAAGAAGGAAAUGGAGAAUGUCUACAUGAAAGCGAUAUCACUGUUCACAGAGGUUGCAACUUUGAAGAAGAUAGCAUCUCGGUUUGCAGGCUCUACUCUGAAUCUUGGUGGCUCAUUGAAAGAAUUUUCUGAUGUUGAAGAGAUGUUAAGCCAGGAGAGAUAUGAAUUUGAGGUCAACAUUCAAAAAGCUAUUGUUAGGAAUGGGAAGCCAGAGCAGGCCAUUUAUAAACUUCUCAGCUUGAACAGAUUACUCUGGGAGCUUCAACUUGAAUCAUGCUUAUGGGAUCGGCGUUUGCAUACACUACUCUCGCCUGAUUCUUCAGUGGUUGGCACUAGUGCCACUCAUAAAGCAAUUCAAGGGCUUCUGAAGAAGGAUGGCAUUGCUGGUAAUGGAAUCCUGCGGGCAGAAAAUAUUUUGGAUACUGGCGAUAAAGGUUUCUAUAAUAAUGGCAAUGUGAAAACAAAGUUGGAGACAAGAGAUCAGGGAAAUGAGUUGUCAAUCAGGGAAAUCCCUGUUGAGGGUCCUGUUGAAAUGUCUAGAGAACAAGCUGAUCCAUUCAAUUCAUCAACUGUGGCUGUGGAUACUGAGGGGUCUCAUUUAGAAGCUGUUAGAAUCAUUCCUAUUACCGGAGGACUUGGACACAAUGAUUCUUUUGGUGGUCUAGAUGCAUCUCAAAGGGGUUCAUCUCAUCCAUUGGCAUGCAACUUGGAGAAGGCAAAAGGAUGGAUCUGGUCUCCAUUUCCAGAAAUUAGGAGGGAUUGCAUGAAGGAUCUCCAGGGAGGUUACUUGCCCAAAUUUGAAUCUAUUAGUAGCUACACACCAGAAUAUUUACCCUCAGCUUAUCAACUGAUCAUUGAGGAGGGCUCAAGGCUGCAUAUCCCUCUUGGUACUGAUGAUUAUAUUGUCUCAGACUAUGAGGGUGAACUUUCAAGCAUAAUCUCUUGUGCCCUGGCCUUGUUGAAGGACAGCCUGAAUCGAAUUACGUCAAUGCCUUCAUCUCAUUGGCAUUCAAAUGGUUCUGUGGAUUCAGAUGGAAGUGUUUCUUCCGAGGAGUCUCUCUUCUCCAGUUUUGAUGGAUUUAAUUUGUUGGAUUCUCUGGUUUCUUAUGGUGCUAUUCAUCCUGAGGUCUCUCUUGGAGUUGCAAAAUCACCUGGAAAGGGUAAAUAUUCAGUGGUUUGUUUAUAUGCCAACCAGUUCCGCAAUCUUCGAGAUCAGUGCUGUCCAUCUGAGCUUGAUUACAUUGCCUCCCUCAGCCGAUGUAGGAACUGGGAUGCCAAAGGUGGGAAAAGUAAAUCUUUCUUUGCUAAAACACUGGAUGACAGGUUUAUCAUAAAGGAAAUUAAGAAGACAGAAUUCGAAUCCUUUAUGAAGUUUGCUCCUGAUUAUUUUGCUUACAUGAAUCACUCCUUCACAUCGGGGAGCCAAACUUGCCUUGCCAAAAUUCUUGGGAUUUAUCAGGUAAUUAUUAGACAGACAAAGAGUGGGAAAGAGAUGAGACAUGAUCUGAUGGUGAUGGAGAAUCUUACUUUCUGUAGAAGCAUUACUCGCCAGUAUGAUCUCAAAGGUGCUUUACAUGCUCGAUACAAUUCAGCUGCUGAUGGUCCAGAAGAUGUUCUCUUGGACCAGAACUUUGUUAAUGACAUGAACACCUCUCCUGUGUACGUUAAUAGGAAAGCGAAGCGUGUCUUGCAGCGGGCAGUUUGGAAUGACACAACUUUCCUCAAUUCAAUUAAUGUCAUGGAUUAUUCUCUACUGGUGGGAGUGGAUACUCAGCGGCAUGAGCUUGUUUGUGGCAUUAUUGAUUAUCUCAGGCAGUACACAUGGGACAAGCAACUUGAGACAUGGGUCAAGUCUUCCCUUGUUGUCCCUAAGAAUGUUUUGCCAACCGUCAUCUCUCCAAAAGAGUACAAAAAGAGAUUCAGGAAGUUCAUGUCUACAUACUUUUUUAGUGUCCCAGAUCACUGGUGCUCACAAAGGUCUUCCAAUCCUUGUGAACUUUGUGGCAUCAGAGAGGACGAGUCUUCUUCUCAAUUGAAAGCCCAGAAGCAGGGGGAGCAAAAUGAUUUUUCAGCUUGAGUCUUGUUCAUUCAACUAUUCAGUGUUUUUUUUUUGUCUUUUCCCAGCGUUUAUUCAUUUUUUCUCGAGUUAGUUUACAAAUACUGUACAUAGCUGGUCAUCAUAGUUUAUAUAUAGCCCUGUUAUUCUGCGGUUUUUAGCGAAUUCCUGGGGAUAGUUUCUUUUCAAUAGGUCAUAUAUCAUGUCCAGGUUGAGUCAUACAUAAUAUAAUUUUUGUAAAGCUUAUCAAAUGUAGAAAGCCCACAAUGGUGAAGGACAGCUGUGAUUAUUUUGAUCAAUGAAAUUUGCAUUUAUAUGGUCAUGUUCAUCAA